This is a messenger RNA of Mixia osmundae IAM 14324, 2921 nucleotides long. RefSeq names its product glycoside hydrolase family 20 protein. Gene Ontology annotation, molecular function: hexosaminidase activity. Bases 96 to 2597 code for a protein of 833 amino acids. NCBI's taxonomy places the organism in Eukaryota, Fungi, Basidiomycota, Mixiomycetes, Mixiales, Mixiaceae. The transcript is spliced from 6 exons. Gene Ontology annotation, biological process: carbohydrate metabolic process. The record is from RefSeq and is a predicted model, not a curated record.
AAACACGUCACGAAGCGCGCGCGUCUCCUCCUCCUCCUGGCGGGGUCGCUCGACAGCAGCCCCUUCAGCCUGGCGCUGGCCGGCAAGUGCACAGCAUGGCCAGCAGACGAGGCCCAGGUCCGAGCAUGUCGAGGUCCCGCUCAAGGGCGACACUCAACGCACAAGGAGCUGCUGCCUUGACAUCCACAUUUGCCGCUUCCAUCGCCCUAGAGGGUCAUCCCACGCCAUCUUCAGAGACGCCCGUCGCAGGCAAACAUCCCCCUAUACAGCUCGUCAUCCUACGACCGACACUACCGGAUGAACUCGUCUUUGCGUGCACUGAGCUGGCCGCAAAGAGCGUCAGAAGCAAUGUCGAGCUUGUCGAGCAGCUGCCCCGAGGCGGUCCUGGUCCUCAGUCUAUGCUCUACAGGAGCUACCAGCGUAGAGUGGACAGAGAGCGAGCUGCCAGUCCUGCUCUGGAAGACGAAGCGUUCAGUAUACCCGACGAUGAGUCAGAAUCGCCCGACCAGCACUGGUCUUGGCACAUCGAGUUCACUAGAUCAGAGCAUCUCACACCCGGCAAAAGUCGCAUCACAGCCUCUCAUGACGACUUCAUCAGCCUGUCCCGUCGUAAUUCCAUGGACGAGGACGGCAAAACAGCAAUACCCGGGCCAGACGAGCUCUUCACCGUUCGCAUCACCUACAGCAUCACGUCAGACGCCAUGCGCGCGUUGGGUCAUAUUCUCGCAGUGACACGACGCGCCUACGUCUUCAUACCCUCUUCUCCCAUCGAUGAUCCAUCAUAUCAGCACGACACACACCGAAGGCAGCACACUCAUCCCACAGGCCGCUGGGCAUGGUCAGGUCGCGUCGGCGAAUUGCUCGAACGGUCCGAGCAGCGAUGUUUCGACACGGCCGGCGUCAUGAUCGAUUGCUCAAGAAAUGGCGUCCUGUUGCCUGCCGCACUCGAAGAUCUGUUGCGACAGUACGCUCUGCUCGGUAUCAAUAUGGUGCAGCUCUAUACGGAAGACACCUACCAGAUCGAGGAUGAGCCUUUCUUUGGCUACUUUCGAGGCCCAUACACCCAGGAUGAGCUUCGCCAGAUCGACGACUAUGCUCAUCAAUUUGGCAUAGAGAUCAUUCCUUGCAUUCAGACACUUGGCCAUCUCGGUCAGAUCCUUCAAUGGCCCCAAUUCGGCAGCCUUCGCGAUACACACGACGUCCUCCUCGCACAGUCUGAAGAAACCUACGAGCUCAUCGAGAAGAUGAUCACCACAGUUACCGCUCCUCUGAGAUCGAAGAGGAUCCACAUCGGCAUGGACGAAGCGAAUGGCAUUGGCGAAGGCCGCUUCAGACAGCUCUACGGCUACCAAGACCCAAUACACGUCUUUUUGAACCAUCUCGGACGUGUCAGAGAGAUAUGUCAGCGUAUUGGCGUCAAGCCUUUGAUCUGGUCAGACAUGCUCUUCUGCCUACAAGCCAAAGAUGCUUCUUUACGUGGCUAUUACGAUUCAGCCAAUCCGGCUACGCCAGAGCUCGUCGCUACGCUAACAAAAGGGGAAGAACUCGAUCUGGUCUACUGGGACUACUACCAUACCCGUCCGGAACCGUAUGCCAAUAAGAUUGCGGACCACUGGGAUCUCCUUCAGAAUCCGCCCUGGAUGGCCAAUGGCUGCUGGACGUGGUCAAGGUUCUGGUGUGCACUCAGCUUCACCUUUCAGACCAUCAGACCGUCCAUGCAAGCAGCCAAGAGCAGCGGCGUCAGAGAUGCAAUGACGACCAUCUGGGGUGACGAAGGCAACGAGUGUGACAUAUGGAGUGCACUGCCAGGCAUUGCCUACUUUGCAGAGCAUUGUUACACUCGCGAGGACGAGGUCGAUGUCGAGUUGCUCAAGGCCAAAUUUGAUGGCGUCUGCGGUGGUGAUUUCGACGAUUUCGUCUAUGCCUCAAAGCUCGACGAUCUAGACCCACAGAGCCAGCCGAGUGACAACAAAGCGCGGCUGGCGCCCAACAUGUCCAAAUGGCUUCUGUGGGAAGAUCCGUUCUACAGCCUCUUCUCGCCGCAGUACAGAGGGCGUGACCUCGAGACGCACUAUGGCGAUCUUGCCAACUAUCUCGAGAUGGCUCUGUCCUCUCAACCGACUUCGCGCACACCUUAUCUGCCACCCCAGGCUUUCGAAGAAGUACCUGCCAACGAGCACUUGCAAUUGCCUUAUCUUCUGUCAACCAUCCUAUCCAUAAAGUGCCAUCUCCGCGAUCGUCUCGUACAUGCAUACACGCACAACAAUCGAGAAGAUCUGGUAGCUCUUGCAGGCGAAACCUCAACGAGCCGGCUGAGCACGCUGCGAAUGCUCAUCGACGAUAUGCACACACAUCAUCGCGAUCUCUGGCACUCGACUCUCAAACCUUUCGGUUGGGAGGCUCUCGAUCUUCGCUACGGAGGUCUCAAAGCCCGUCUGAGCACUAUGCAAGACCGCAUCAGUCGCUAUCUGGACGAUGACGACGCAGACGUGAAGCAUCUGCCCGAGCUCGAAGCUAUCAAUCACCUAGUCUAUCCACACGUCGGUCCUGCCCUUAUGCUGGACUAUCAUCGCGUCAGUAAACCGCAGUACGUAUGAAGUCGUCAUCUGUCGUCAAAAACAUCGAUCACAAGAGGUUAAAGCAUUGUUGUACGACAUCCAGUAAGAUGAUACACGCAUUAUCGAACUGUUUACACGAGUGAAAGAGGACCUGCACCGCCUGAGGAUGCCCAUGUCCAUACUGUGUGCAGAGUGAGGAUCAUCACGAGCAGGCGAGCCAGAAGGUUCGAGCCUGCAAAUUCUGUCAGCUUCGGAUCAUCAUGAUGCGACAAGACUGACGCAUCGCAUACAGAACACGCUGACGAGUCGGUGCGCGCAUAGCGAGGAGCUCAUCAGCAAACGCCGCGUUGCCCUCGAUCGCUG